GGUUAUUCCAACGUGGAUUUUAGCGCGACGGCGACGACGACGACGCGUUUGGUAACACUCGCGUCUUCUUUCGUUUGCAGCGAAAGAAUAAUAUGGCGUGCGCGGCGGUGCUGCCCGCGGAUCCGGACCCGCGCGGGGACUUCCCGGCGUGGCUGGCGACGCGCGGCAUGAAGCCCACGUUCACCGACGCCAUGGAGCGCGAGCUGGGCAUCAGCGACUACGAGGAGCUGCUGGCGUGCGCCGAGGACGCGCAGGUGACGGCCGAGCUGCUGGGCGCCGCCCGCGACCGCCUGCCCUUCGCCUUCUACGCCGUGCUGCGCCGUCUCGUCAGGGCCGUGAGCCCCCCUGGCGGCGCCGAGGGCCACGGCACGCCGGCGACGGCGGCGGCGCGGCAGCAGCAGCCGGAGUUGGCGCCGCUGCUCGACGCAAUCGUGGCGACGCUCGACCGGCUCGGCAAGGAGCUGCUCCGCUCGGCGGAGAAGUUUGUCUCCCUCGAGUCGGUGCUGUGCCCGCGCUCGCCCGCCAACAUGUGCCACUCGGACGGCGGCGACGAGCCGGCGCGCUACGCGGGAGACUCGGCGCCGCCGGGCGAAGGUCGCGACUUGGCGGAGGGCGACUUGGCGGAGGGCGUCGCCGCUGGACGACCGCUCAAGGUGGAGCCUGCCGAGGACGAGGAGCUCUAUGACGAGCAGGUGGACACCGCCAUCCCCUCGGAGAACAACUGUGACGUGGCACGCGAGGAGGAGGAGCAUGCGACCACCCUUCAGCAGCACGAGCACACCGGCGCUGUCGGCCGUGCCGAAGCGUACUCCUCCGAGGACGCCGACCUCCACCCGCACCCCAUGCACACGUGGGACGAGCAGGAGGCACGGCUGCAGCGUCUCGCCGACUGGACCCGCUCGGACAAAAUCUUCUACAGCAUCGGCGGCGUGCGAGCCUUCCACGGCCGCCCCUUCGCACCGGCGCCACCGCCGCCGCCACCGCCGCCGCCUCCGCCGACGAUGGCUAUGGCCAACACCACCAACAGCCCGCGACGGCGGCCAUUGCACUCGCCGGGGGAAGUCGGCGGAGCGGCGUCGGACGCGGCGGCGGUGGCGGCGGUGAUGGCCGGCUCGUCGUCCCGGCUGCACCGGUGCGACUUCUGCGGACGCGACUUCAAGACGCGGCAGUACCUGUGCAAGCACCGGCGCACGCACACGGGCGAGAAGCCGCACAACUGCGAGGUGUGCGGCAAGGCCUUCUCGGACCUCAGCAACCUGGUGCGGCACCGCAGCAUGCACACGGGGCAGAAGCCCUUCGAGUGCGAGCUGUGCGGCCUCGCCUUUCGCCUCAAGCACCACCUCACCGACCACCGGCGCACGCACUGGCGCAAGGUGGCGGCCACGCUCGGGUUCACGCCCGGCGCGAGGGGCCGCGGCCGCGGCGGCCGCGGGGGCGGCGGCGGCGGCGACUGACAGUGAGAAGAUUGGCGGCGGGGCGGAGACGUGCGGGAAGUGUGGGGACGUAGGGACGUACGUGGAGAUACGAGGGAGAUGUGGAAACACGGGCCGUGUGGAAUCUUGGGCCGUGUAACCCAGUUCCAGAAUCCAGGCUGCACCCGGGGCCAAGGCUCCACGGGGGCAUCGCCCGUCUCGUUUGCUACUGCAUGGCGUAUCCGUGAACGAUUGGAGUCGCAUGCACAGUGUUGCAGUGGGAAUGUACACUUGCUUAUGUAUGCGCGUGUGUUCUGAGUGCGCGUGGGGAGCGGUAGUGUAGCGGGUAGUGCACAUCGCUACUAACCUGGCAGCCUCGAGUUAAAUUCGCGGCCGCGGUCAAACGCCACGUUCUUGGGACCGUGCUCGGCAUGGCGACGCCAUCUGGACAGGGGCGCCUGGCGACGUCUCGUGGGGACCGCUACUCUCCGGCCAGGGGCAAGCGACUGGUGAUGAUGAUCAUGAGUUAACACUGGUGGAAAGUGAUACCUGCACUGGUUCUUGGCUUCCCAUAGAUCAACUCUGCAUUCAGUGAGCACUUAGGAGACAAAGGCGGCCAGGCGUUGGUUCUGGGCACACAUCGCCGCACCUUGCGCCAUGAUAGAGCUUAUUCGGUGCUUGCAUUACCGCACUUCCUCCAACAGUCGACAGGGCUCUUUGUGAGUGUGUGGGUUUGUGGGUGUUACACUGGCACGUGUUUGCUACUUGGCCAAAACAAGCCGUGUGAAAAUAUCUUGAAAGCAAGAGGCAUUUGUCCCCAUUAAAAGAAGGUGUGACAUCUUCUUGGUUCUUUAGGUAAAGUCACGUAGAAUGGAAAUAAUAAAAUAAUAAAAAUAAAACUCUUAAAUAAUUCUCACGACGUUUCGGCCACAACGCAAGCAGCUACGUGACUUUACCGAAAGAACCAAGAAGAUGAAUCCCUGCAGUCACGAAAGCUUUAAAUCGAAAUUUAAGGUGUGACAUUUCUAGGUAAAUAUUUAAAUAACUUGUCAUUAUUUCAAUGAUUGUUAUUAUUUGGAGAAAUAGUGAUUUAAUUUGUUUUAUCCAGGAAGGUGUCACAAAGUCUUAAUAAUUAUGUAUUUGAUAUCUUGCAUGGGAUGUUUGCCCAGUUAGUGUUUUGAGUGUUUUCAUGUUUGCAUGUGGAAGGAAUAUACAGGGCUCAGAGAAAACUCACUGCGCAUACGAAUGGAGAUAUGCUCACCAAACUCCCCCAACACGGUCAGCUUUGUCACACUGCCAUUUGCUCUACUACCUCUUUUUGCUGUUGUCAUUUUCACGAAAACGUUAUCCCAAUUGUGCUAUCGUUAUCUUAAAGGCUACUGACAGAUCGUUCGCAGAGCGCGAAGUGGAGUAUGUUCCACACAUUCUUAUCUCCAGUGGUAGCCAAUGUUUUCAUGGAAAAAUUUGAGACAGAUGCCAUCCAGACAUCCAUCCUACGUCCUUCCUUGUGGAAGAGAUACGUGGAUGACACGUUCGUCAUCUGGCCACAUGGCCUACCAGCUCUGAUUCUUCAACCACAUUAAUUCCAAAGACCCAGCCAUCAAAAUCACCAUGGAGGUGGAAAAGGAUGGCAAGUUGCCAUUUUUGGAUGUUUUCAUCGAAAAGAGACCAGAUGGCUCGUUGGGACACACUGUCUACAGGAAAGCCACCCACACGGAUGCAUAUCUAAAACCUGACUCCCACCACCAUCCAGCCCAGAAGAAUCAUCUCAUCAAAACUCUACACCACAGGGCUCGUUGCAUAUCCGACCAUCACCACCUAGCCAGUGAACUGGAGCACGUACACCAAGCCCUCAAGAAGAAUGUAUAUUCAGACUACACAAUCCGUAAAACUGCACACCCCAACCGUUGGGAGAGAACCACCUGAGGACCAAAUCAAAACCAUCACCUUGCCAUACAUAGCAGGGGUCACCAAAAAGAUUUCCAAAAUCAUGAGCAAACACAAGAUCCAGGUUCGAUUCAACACAGUAUAUAAAAUUCGUGAUCUGAUCCCAUCUGUGAAGGAUGCGAUCCCUGACAUGCAAUACCCCGGCAUCUACAAACUAAACUGUGUCUGCGGCAGUCGUUACAUUGGGGAAACUACGCGACAUGUCUCAGACCGUGUUUGCGAACACAAGGCUGAUCUGAAACACGGUAGGACCAACACCUCUGCCGUGGCUGAUCAUUGUUUUAACGCUGUGAGCACACAUGAAAUAGAUUUCUCCACGACGAAGGUACUCUGCAAACCCACUGGCUAUCAGCAAAGAUUUGUUCAUGAAGCCAUCCAGAUAUAUAAACACAGACACAAUUUCAACCAAGAAGAUGGGUAGAAACUGAGCAAUCAUUGGAAGGACAUUAUUAUCCAGGUAAAGUCAUAACUGGCUGUGAUGCUUCCAUCCUACCUGCCUAUGUUAGCAGUUAUUUCCGACAGUUACAUUACCUUGUUAAAUGUCUUUACAUUAACAGGCUAAAUGUCUCGCUAGCAUAGCUGCUGCUCCCUUUUCCUAGAUGCCGCUGUGGUGCUCGUUUAAAAAUUCCAUCUCUAGCCCCACCCACUUACCCUUGGGUUGUACCCAUCUAAAACCUUUAUAACCUUUGGCUGCAGUAGCUCUCUCGCUAUAUGUAUUCCUGCCUCAGCAGUCCGCCUGCUGUAUUUUUUCACCUGUAGACGGAUUUCGUGUGUUGCGAUCGAAACGUCGUGAUUUUAUUUUUCUAUCUACGUGACUUUACAGAAAGACCCAAAGAGUAUACAUUCUAGAUCGCAGCACUUGCCCACCUGCUUUGCGUAUGAGUGUGAAGUUCGUUGCAUGACAGUCAAACCGAUAUUUAAAUUCCCAGAGGUGGAAUUUAGCUAAACUAGCGCAGGCAAUAGUGACCUGGGCUGAGACCAUCAACGCAAUUGUUGUGCCUGGAUUCGAACCAAGGGCCUCAGCGUUGCCAGCUCAAUGCUCCGACCUCUGAUCCUGCGUGAGUGCCGCUUAUAGGCAUCGCUUCACUGGCCCCGACGGUCGGUGUUAAUGUGAGGUACAGGAGCUCACUACCGCGGUGUGUGUGUGCGCGCGCGUGCAAAUGGUAUUGCAAAUGCGCACGUCCGGCGUAUUAGUACAAGCAUCUUGUGUGUCACCGUGUCCUCGAUCUAACGUGAGUCGAUAUUGCACGCUCUGCACAUAAUCGUUUUAUAUGCGUGCCCCUAAACAUUUUCGAGAAUCGGCAAAAAAAUGUUAAAUCUCGCUCGCCCAAACUCUGUGAAGAGCGGGCAAUCUGAUCAUGACAUUGCCGUUGGCACUUUGCACGGUGGCCCAACAGUUAGCAUACGCAUAACCUGUUAUCGGUAAUUACUAUCUUGACACAUUACUUCUGGGCCACCGUCUAUAUUAGUGCUCAGUCGAUGAUCAAUAAAGUAUCCUUUGUAUGCUGGAAGCUCGUGGCAGGACGAAUGAUGGCAUUGUUGUUACCGUUGGUUGUCGAUGACGUUGUAAACUCCGUUGUCCCAGCGCUGAGAACACUGCUUGAGCCUCACGCAAAUUACUUGGGAAUUGUGUAAAAAAAACUCUUUUAUUGAUCGAUUAAUCUAAACGGUAGUUAAGAUUAUUUUAACGGCUGAUAGUUGUUGGUUUCAUAUGCGUACGCUCGUAACACGCAUUACACACUUGUUCGAAUCAUCCCCACGAGUGGACGCACUUAAUCUGCUGUUCCGUGAGUGACCGUUCGCUCGUUCCUAACCACGUCGCCGCGGGGUGUUUUAGACGUGAUCGUUUUCGUGCGAGCGAGACCUAUGGCUGGUUGCGUAAAAGCACCUUCAAGGGAGACCCACCGACAGCACAACUACGUCUUGUAGCUCUUGUAGCUAUAACUCGACGCUGCUCGUCGUGGGCUGUCCAACAAAAGAAAAAACUAUAUAUUCUUAGGUUUUUUCGGUAAAGUCA
Molecule: messenger RNA, 5376 nt
Organism: Lethenteron reissneri (Far Eastern brook lamprey)
Lineage: Eukaryota; Metazoa; Chordata; Hyperoartia; Petromyzontiformes; Petromyzontidae
Product: zinc finger protein 316-like
Biological process (GO): regulation of transcription by RNA polymerase II
Molecular function (GO): RNA polymerase II cis-regulatory region sequence-specific DNA binding; DNA-binding transcription factor activity, RNA polymerase II-specific
Source: RefSeq, a predicted model, not a curated record